Dermacentor andersoni is the source of this 8189-nucleotide messenger RNA. RefSeq names its product ATP-binding cassette sub-family C member 10. Lineage: Eukaryota; Metazoa; Arthropoda; Arachnida; Ixodida; Ixodidae. Gene Ontology annotation, biological process: transmembrane transport. The record is from RefSeq and is a predicted model, not a curated record. Gene Ontology annotation, cellular component: membrane. Gene Ontology annotation, molecular function: ATP binding; ATP hydrolysis activity; ABC-type transporter activity.
CAAGACCACAUGAUCUGUGCGAACAGCAGACGCUAUCCACGGCCGCAUGUUUUUCAAUAUCGUGGUUUCAAAUUACUAAUCGAUUUGUCGCGUGAAACAGCUGCUGACAGCUUAUAAUGAAGCUCCCAAGGGACAAAUACGAGUUGGUACGCCGGCGACAUGACCCCAAUACCGCACGCUAAUCGGUUUUUGGUGACCGUGCACGUCUUUUCGCUGCUUGCUUUUGGAUGCAAAGAAGGAAGUCGUAACCAAAUGAAGCAAUGAACCUUUGGGACACCAUCUGUGCAGCGAAGGAUGGGACCCUGGUCAUCUGGGAAGGGAACCAUCUGAGCCGCUGCUUCCUAGACCUCCUCGCAAGCGGUGUACAUGCCCUAGUUGCAGUGAUCAGCGUUUACUACGCCGGUGCCCGCCAGAUCGCUCUCCGCCGCGAGCACCAGCUCGUUCACUUGCUGCCGUCAACAUGGCGGACUCACCUGCGCAAGUUGUGCUGCUCCAUUCUCCUGCUGCGCCCUGUCAUUCACCUCAUAAUGUCCCAGCUCAUUCUUGGCGAGUUCAUGGCGCCAUCUACGAUGCUGCACAUCGGUGCUGUCAUCUUGGCCUGGACGGUCCACUUCUUCUACUUGCAGACUCUCACGAACCCACUGCCGCGACAUCGUCGGUUUGUCGGUGAGGUACCCGUAAUCUUUGCCGUGACUACGUCUGGACUGUGUGCAACAUUUCGUGUGUCUGCGCUGCUCUCGCUGAGUGAGUCUGAGCGUGGCUCUGAGCUGUCAUUUCAAGCUGACUUGUAUGCGAAUGUUGCGAGUGCACUCGCCUGUGCCUUCUACCUCACAGCUGCUGUGCACUGCUCCAGCACUGCCGUCGAGACACCACCUCGGACACCGGGCCGCGAGUCGCCAUCGUCUGUACAUAGCUAUGUUCGUCUUCUGGAAGCAGACGACGAUGCCCGACAGCUUGGAACAGCAGAGGACACCAACAUUUUCUCGCUUCUCACUUUUUGGUGGGUCGGACGGUUGAUGCGCCGUGGCUACAGGGGCCACAUUCAAGAACCCGAUGACCUGCAUGACCUCCCAGUCAGCCUGAGGCCAGGAGAGGUCAUUCGAGGACUUUACCGGAAGGUAGACACCUCAGGCUCACUGCCAAGUCUUCUUGUGCUGUUCCACCGUUGUGUCGGCCAACAGUACUAUGCCAUUGGAGUGCUCAAGUUCCUUGCUGACGUCCUGUCAUUUGCGAGCCCCGUGUUACUAAACAGGCUUGUCAUGUUCCUCGAGGAAGGACCAGGCCAGGGACCAGCAUGGUCCGGCUAUGCCUACGCAUCGGGUCUUGCUCUUGCCUGUCUCUUGGGUGCAUUCAUGUCAGCUCACUACAGUUACCUGGUGUCACGAGUGGGACUCAAGGCAAGGGCGAUUGUUGUGGCACUUGUCUACCAAAAGACACUGCGUGCCGAUGCGACAGAGCUGCGGAAGAGUUCAUCGGAAGCGCUGAAUUUGGUGACCACUGAUGCCGAUCGAAUCGUUAAUCUCUUCGGAAGCUUUCAUGAGGCGUGGAGCUUGCCACUUCAGGUAGCAGUUACUAUGUUCUUGCUGUGGCAGCAAAUAGGCCUGGCCUUUCUCGCUGGUGUCGUGGUGGCCGUUUCGCUGGUCCCUGUGAAUCGGUCCAUCGCGCUCAAUAUUGGACGACUGAGCACUGGCAUGAUGGCAUUCAAAGAUGAGCGUAUAAAGCUCAUGUCAGAGGUGCUAUGGGGCAUGCGGAUGAUCAAGAUGCACGCAUGGGAAGCCCUUUUCCAGGAACGGGUAGAGAGCAUCCGGAAGAAGGAGGUGGUGUUCCUUCGGCAGCGGAAGUACCUGGACGCCCUGUGCGUCUUCUUCUGGGUCGUGACGCCCGUGCUCAUGUCAGUCCUGUCCUUCGUCACCUACGUGCUCCUAGGGCACCGCCUUACUGCUGCAAAGGUGUUCACGUGCCUUGCCCUCUUCAACCUGCUCAAAGUACCCCUCAACGCCUUCCCCUGGGUCAUCAACGGUUGCAUGGAGGCAUGGGUGUCGUUGAAGCGCACCCAGUGCUUCCUCAACCUGCAAGAUUUUGCUCCCGCAGGCUACUAUACCACCUCAAAAGACGAUGACCAGCUCGUGCGGGUCACCAAUGGUGUCUUCCACUGGGGUGGCUUGACGGGCGAUGCCACUCUGCCAGUGGCCAUUAGUGGAGCCCAGGGUCGCAACUUCAUCCUAGGACCUGUCAAUGUGACGCUGCGGAAGGGUCAACUGGUGGGCGUGGUGGGUCGGGUAGGCAGCGGCAAGAGCACACUACUUGCGGCUAUCACGGGCGACAUCUGCCGGGUCCAGGGGACGGUGACGCUCCAGAGGCUGGACAUGGCCUUGGGUCUAGUGCCGCAGCAGCCGUGGCUCCAGCGCGGCACGGUUCGUGCCAACGUGCUCUUCGGCCGGCCGUUUGAUGCAACCCGCUAUCAGGCAACUCUCGAAUGCUGCGCCCUUCUCGACGACCUAAAGUCACUGCCCGCUGGCGACUUGACGGAAGUUGGCGAGGAAGGUCAGACACUCAGCGGCGGCCAGAAGCGGCGAGUUGCUCUGGCUCGAGCCUUGUAUCAGGACUGUGACGUGUACCUGCUGGACGACCCGCUCUCAGCACUGGAUGCUCACGUGGCGCAGCAAGUCUUUGAACGCUGCAUUGUCGGUGCCAUGCGAGGAAAGGCCCGGCUGCUCUGCACCCACCAAGUGGGCUUCCUUGCGCAGGCUGACCACGUGAUUGUGCUGAGGGAUGGCAAGGUUGUCGCAGAGGGUCCACCGUCCACAGUACUUAAGUCAUCCGUCAUCGAGGCACUGCCAGAGCUGGCAGCAUCCGAAGAACCGUCUCUGCCCAAGACAUCAUCGUCAUCUUCAGCAGCGAAGUCCAGCCAUGAGGCAAGCUCAGCCAUGUUCCAAGAAUCCAGCAGAAUGCUUGUCGAAGAGGAGGAACGAGAGUUCGGGGCAGUACGUCUGAGCACGGUGCGCUCUUACUGGGACGCGGUUGGCGCCUGGCUUGCUGCUACAGUCCUGCUGUCUCUCAUCCUCAUGCAAGUGUCCCGAACCUCCACCGACUGGUGGCUUGCUGUUUGGGUCUCGUGGGCCAACACCACUAAAAAUGUGCAAAAUCAUCGCCUCAUCAGAGAUACAAACAGUGAUGUCAUGAAUGUGUUCCUGCCGAUCUACGGUGGCCUGGCCGUGGCCAAUGGUUUCCUGACGUUGGCUCGGGCUUUUUCAUUUGCCUAUGGUGGCGUCGUGGCUGCCGUCAAAGUCCACGACUUGCUCCUGGACAAGGUGCUCAAAGCACCCCUGUCGUUCCUGGAAGCCACGCCUGUGGGCCGGGUGCUAAACCGCUUCUCGACCGACGUCUGGUCGAUCGACGACACGCUGCCAUUCAUGUUGAACAUAGUGCUCGCACAGAGCGUGGCUCUGGCAGGCACGUUGGUGGUCACCUCCUACGGCCUGCCCUGGGUGCUUCUCUUGCUCAUACCCCUGGCGUUUGCAUACAACUCUCUGCAGCAAUACUACCGUUGGACAUCACGAGAGCUGAGACGUCUGGGCAGCAUCACGCUGUCGCCUGUGUACUCACACUUCACCGAGACGUUUGCUGGUCUCUCGGUCAUCCGCAGUUUCAAGGCAGUGUCCAGGUUCUGCCAGGAGAACCUGCACAAGCUAGCAGUCAAUCAGCAGGCAGUGUUUGCGUCACAGGCGGCAUCUCAGUGGCUUAACCUGCGACUGCAGCUCAUGGGUGUCCUGCUCACUUCAGGCGUCGCCUUCCUGGCCGUGGUGCAACACCAGGUCCGAGGGGUCAGUGCAGGUUUUGUGGGCCUUGCGCUGUCCUACGCACUCUCGAUCACCUCCCUGUUGAGCAGCCUGGUCACGUCGUUCACGGACACUGAGAAAGAAAUGGUUAGCAUGGAGCGAGCUGACCAGUACAUCAAGGGACUCGAGGAAGAGAGGCUGGACGGUGGCAUCCUGCCUCCCUUUGGAUGGCCAUUCUGCGGUGCAGUCAAGUUCAGCAAGGUAACACUUCGCUACCGUCCUGGACUACCUGCUGCGCUAAGCGGCAUCAGCUUUGAGGCAGCGAAGGGCUCCAAGGUGGGCAUAGUGGGCCGCACAGGCGCCGGCAAGUCCAGCCUGCUCCAGGCUUUGUUUCGGCUUACCCCUGUCGAGAGUGGGCAAAUCUACAUAGACGGCGUCGAUGUUCUUCGCAUGCAUCCCAAGGAAGUCAGGUCUCGGCUAGCGGCCAUCCCGCAGGACCCGUUCGUGUUCUCUGGCUCGGUGCGAGACAAUGUGGACCCACGGGGGCUGCAUUCAGAUGCCCAGAUUUGGCAGGCCCUGGACAGGUGCCAGUUGGGACGUACCAUCCGGUCGCUCCGCAACAGCAGUGCUGGAGCAGGCACAGGCCUGGAAGCAAGCCUGGGGCCGCGCGGUUCUUUACUGAGCACUGGACAGCGUCAGCUUCUAGCCCUGGCUAGGGCCCUUCUGUACAAGGCACGGGUCCUUUGCCUCGACGAGGCAACUGCGGGCAUAGACGCCGAAACUGAUUGUGCAAUUCAGGAGACAAUUCGAAGCACAUUCCAAGACACCACCAUACUUGUGAUAGCCCACAGGGUGGAAACUGUUCUAGACUGUGAUCAAGUCCUAGUCAUGUCUCACGGCAAGGUCAUCGAGUCCGGCAUUCCGCGGGAACUUCUCCGUAUCGGUAAUGGACACUUCCGCGCCCUCGUUGAAGCUUCUCGCAAGAAUGGAGGCACUGUGCUAAUUGAGACAGCGGAAGCAGAUGACAACGAUGUUCCAUUAAUAGGGUUUUCUGAUCCAUAGCGUCCUUCGCAAUGUAACUCAUAUAGUGGCACAGCUUUAUUUAAACAAUGCUUCCUCAAGGAUGCGUUACGUGCAACUUAGUUAGGAUGGGGACAACAAGAUAGAAAGCACAUGACACUCUCUGUUGAAUAAUUUAGUUAAACAUUUAUUGAGCAUGUUAACAUGCAUUGCAGCAGAGUGGACAGUAUGUUUAACUUUUAAAGGGAACAGCAAACUCAUAGUCAAAGUAAUUAAAGUGCUACAGUUUAUCAGUUUCGUUGAAAAGAAGUGACUGAUAAAACAUUUUUGAAGGUAGUGACAAACACACAACUUCUCUGUAGGUGUGUGUUUGCCAAUUGCUUGUGCCAUUUCUUGUGUUGUUCCCUUAAAAAUGUUGCCCUACCAACUAGCUCGAAUUCAUACUUUAAUGAUAAAACAUGUUUUGCAGACAUGGCAGCCUAAAAAUAUAUUUCUGCAGGCCUUGUCGUCAUGUUUCAGCUGUGACAGUGGAAAACAAACUGUGUUUGUGGUAGGAAUGGGCCAUAGCAUACAACAGCGUAAAUUCUCUUACUGCUUGUCAAAUGAUCAGUAUCACUUUUUCAGUUGACCAAUUAACUUUGUGCUGGAAACUCUUCCCCACCCCUUUUAUUUUGUUAUUGUUGAUAGGAUUUUAACCUUCCACUCAAAGGUAGGAAGUUUGCUGCAGAUCAAUGAUUCGAACAUGCAGUUAGACAAGUUGAGAACACCUGAAACAAUGGCAGAUGGAAAGAAUGUGCUGUACUCUCAACUAAACUUGCUUCAUUGAGGGCAGUAGUUUACAUACAUAGAUGGAACAAGAAAGGUAAUAACUUCACGCAAACUAGCAAGAACCAAACACCUGGUGAAAUAGAACCAACUACAGUACAUGUGCUCUUUAGAUAGUGAAACUUUUUGUAAGCAGAUGAACACAUUUUCCAUUAACCUUUCUUUUAAAACUGAAUGCUUCAAUACCUUACAGCAUGAUUUUUAUGAUGUGAUGAGAUGGGAACAUCAGUAACAAAUGUAUAAUAAAUAGUAUAAUCACAGGGAUAUCAGCGGUUACUCAAACUAGAGUACUUAUUUGCAAGAUGAAACUCAUGUUUUUGCAUGGCUGUGUUCUUUCAGCAGAUGUUAAUUGGGAAUAUCUUGAGUACUUUAGUUGAGAGUACAGUGUAUGCUGUGUCAAUUUCCUAUUCUUGUUCUCAUACACGGUGCAUGUUUUAAUUGUGUUGCAUGAUGCGUGUCAUGAAUAAUUUUUCCUGUUGUCCCUGUCUUUGUUUUGUGAUGAAGUCAUCUUGGGGAGGAGGCCGCUCAUGGACCGCUUGGGCCCCUAAUGCUCAGACAAGGAACCAAAACAGCGCAGAGAACAAGAAAGCCAUGUUGACAGUGAGAAGUGUUCACACAUUGCCUGAAAGAAAAUAAUGUUGAAUAAUAUUUAUACUUUCAAACACUAUAUAGAUGCACAAAAGACUAUGUGAACCCUAGGAGCACCUUGGAUGAAGUCUCUUGUCUGUCAUAUGCCUAGCUACCUAAUCACGAAAAAAAAAAAAGAAAGAGGACCGCGAGAUGUGCACUGUAGGCGUGAAGGCAACAGCCAUCAUUCAACAAGUACACAACUCUUUCUUUUUCUUUUUAUAUUGCAAGCAUGCCUAUUUUGCUAUGUUGACUACCUGAAGAUUAGUAAACUUGUGCCAAAGCAUGAAAAAUGCCAGUGUCAAACCAAGAAGUGAAAGCUACUUUAGAAAAAUUACAUUAAUCUGUAUGGCACACAUCUUGUCACCUAUGUGAGGUAUUCACAGUGUUAUUCGCUGCAAAAAUAUAAGAUGGAAGAUUGCAUGAACCGUGAAGACAUUGACGACAUUCCACAAUCGUUCGCAUGUCGACUCUAAUUGAUUGACAAUUUGGUGUGGCCCACUGUUUUCGACAUGACAUUUCUAGUUCUCUGCGCUAUUUUUGAUGUCCCUUGAGCAGUUCAGUUGAAUUCAAGAAGCAAGCACAGUCCAGCUGUAAGUUCCAGUGGCAACUUGGAACUUUACAAUCUGAGGCUGUGGUUCUUCCCUGUGAUAUGCUACGAAUAAAACAAGUGUUAGUGAAGCCAGUGCUCUAGGCAUUAAUACUUGCCACUUGUAUUUGCCGCUCUGUAUAUUUCUAGAUACGACCAUGUCAUCUUUUCUGCCAAUGCAGAGGUAUAUAUAUAUAUAUAUAUAUAUAUUUUUUUUUUUUUUUUUCAUUUUGUGCACUAUUUACAAAGCAAGUGUGAUGGCGCAAUUGUUCCACUGCUUGGAGGUGACUAUGCUAAAACAAGGUGCGUAUGGAGAAAUAAACAAACAUGCAACACACACAUUUAACUAUUACACAAAGAAAACCUUGGCCACUAAAAGAUACUGAACUCGUAUUCACAAAAAUUCUCGAGAGGAUUUUCAGAUUUGUUGGCAUCCACAGCACGAUAGUGAUUGGCACGAUGAGACCUUGGCAGGCAAUGACCAAUUCUGGAAGGCAUUCGCAAAAGAGAUGUUUUGUGAAUACAUGUCCUGAUCCUUUCUUUUAUGUCACCAAGGUUCUUGUCUUUUUGCUAACGAUUUGCACACUUCUUGCUGUUUGGAGCCUCAAAUGGUUGAAGAGCACAUAUUGUGCAUUACGUAAGUGAAUUCCCCAGUGAACUCGGUAUACUGAACACUGUCGAUGUUUUAUCAUUUCGCAUUCACAAAAGAAUUCUGUGCGUAGCCAUUAAAUUCCAAGUGUUUUCCACACAAAAGGUGGCAAAAUAAUUUCAUAAUUUAUCUGUUAAUUCAUCAAAUUCUACUAAGUUGGAAUGUGGAGGGCAAAGUUGAAUGCACAAAAUAACUUCAUAAUUACGUAAGGCCAUCAGACUCACACAGGAUAUAUAUGGCCUGCCUCCAUACAAGCUUUUGAACAGCUAAAGCUGUACACAGUUAUAGAAGCCAUGGCUGCCAUUAGAGAUAGAUAUUGUGGGAGAUGUCUACAGCAGUUCACAAGCCACUGACUUGAGCUAAAGAAUGACAAGCUUGGAAAGGUUGUGUUGUUAGCUCCAGUAAUAAAGUAACAUGGAAUCUCCAGACAAGACAAUGUUUAGUUUACUUCAUGAAUCUCGCUGUGUUAUGUGCAAUGCUAAAUGUUGUGCCUCAGCCAUUCUGUUCGGUACAUAAAAAUGCUGCACUCAAAACGUGAUGCCUGCUUCUUUGUUUAUUGUUCGAACAUCCUGUUAAGCAGAGACUGUGCUGCUGCUUCUUAGCCCACAGUCAACUUGCGCGAAUCCAACCUCCAUCAGAUGUGCAAAACUAGUCCAAAUCAUGUGAUGAUUUAAUGUAGAUAAAUGUUUUGACAUGUGUG